GAUAACAGCAGCAGCCUCGGAGCUAAAACCAACGUGACAGACUGUCUUAAUAACACCACCCGAGCCAACAGCAGCAGUUUCAGAGAGAGCCUAAUUUCGUCUAGACUCAAGAAUACACGGCAUACGGAGACUACGUGUUGUCAUUCGUCGACUGCUGCAUAAGGAUAACGAUUUAAUUCCAGAUCGAGACUUUCUUGCCAACCGGCUCGAACAGAAACGAACGCAAAACGCAGUGGAUGUUGUUGCAUUGUUCGCGUGAAAGGAAGAAUAUCGGUGGUUUGCAGCAUAUCCGCGUGCAGUCUCCCGGAACCGUACUGGAAAUAUCGUUACGCUGGAUACCGAUUUCAUUAGAAUCAUUGCAUCGCGUUGGAUUCAACAGCCUUAUAUUGAACUUGGCCUGUAGUGGAAACAGCUUAGCGAUUCUCCAGCGUUUUGCUACAUUUAUGGAAUUUAUAUUUUUUUGACCACUCGGUUCAACAGAUUGUGCUGUGCAUUUUGCUAUGAUUAUCAUUUGACUAUUACCCUCUUAAAUUAUUUGCUCGACCAACUCAAGCAACUGCAGCUGUCGCUUUGUCUACAUCACAGCAAAUGGGAAUGGAUAUCACGAUACAAAAGAGCCAGCACUCUGUGAAGGUCUAAAGAACAUCCAGGCUCUUGCCCUUUUUCCUUUUGCGGUCCCUUAUGCUCAAUGACUGCUGUCUCCGGGUCACUGCAGGAUGGAUAAAGUGGAUUUGACAGUUUUUGUCUGUCACCGUCAGUGCUAUCUUCUCAGUGACUGUGUCUUAUUCUUUUACGUUUAUAAAAGAACACCUCCUCUCUUGGGCUCUGGCCCCAUACACUGUAAGAGUAACUGUUAAUAAGGAAUACCCCACGGAGGGGCCCUCCAGCAAACUCUGUGGUUCACGUGAGCUUUUAUUUUUUUUUGCAUAGCCUAUUUUUUGUGCCACAGUCAGGAGUUUGAUUGGAACAGGACAUUUUCUACAAAAGGUUAACGUUUACAUUUGAGUUUCUUCAUUAUAAUUUAUUUCUACUUUUGAGAUUUUAAUUUUUUUUGCUUGGAGAGAUGUCGUCAGAAAAUCCCAACAAGGUGGUGAACUUCUUGGCCCCACCACCUACAAAGAAUGUGAAUGGCUCUGGUUCUGACUCACUGGUGGGUGAGAAGCUAGACACGGAGGUCAGAAAGCGGCGUCACACCAUGGAUAAAGACCUCAAGACGGCCGAGCACAGAUUUUUUAGGCGCAGUGUUAUCUGUGAUUCAAAUGCCACAGCCCUCGACCUGCCUAGUAAAGCCUGCAUCCUCACUUCGCCACCGGACUGUGAGCAGUUUGUUGUGCCUGUAGUGCUGGGUUCUGCACCUGACAUAACAACUGACCCUCGUGUGGUUGUUUCAGGUGUCGUAGUGGAAGAACAUGCAGAGGAUAUUGAUAGUGGUAAAAGAGGGGCUGGAGUUCAUGGGAUAGUGGCGGUACAGAGUCCAUCUGUUCAGGAUGUGGGUGCAAGGCAGAGUGAUGCUCUUGGGAAAGUGGAGACAGAGCCCAGCCAUGUGGGUGACCAGGAACAGGACAGGGGAGCAGCUGAUAAACGUGAGGAAGAGGUGGCAAAGGCCCGUGCAGAGGCUGAGCUGAGGGAGGCUGAGAAGAAAGUUCAGGAUGACAUAGAAGAAGUGGAGACCAAAGCAGUGGGCACCUCACCUGAUGGACGAUUUCUCAAAUUUGACAUUGAGAUUGGACGUGGCUCGUUCAAAACGGUCUACAAGGGCUUGGACACUGAGACAACUGUGGAAGUAGCAUGGUGCGAACUCCAGGACCGAAAGUUGUCGAAAUCAGAGCGUCAGCGGUUUAAAGAGGAGGCAGGCAUGUUGAAAGGGCUGCAGCAUCCAAACAUUGUGCGUUUCUAUGACUCGUGGGAGUCGCCGUCCAAAGGACGCAAGUGCAUUGUGCUGGUGACGGAACUCAUGACGUCAGGUACCCUAAAAACGUAUCUGAAGCGGUUCAAGGUGAUGAAGAUAAAGGUUUUACGGAGUUGGUGCCGACAGAUCCUGAAAGGCCUGCACUUCCUGCACACCAGGGGCCCUCCCAUCAUCCACCGGGACCUUAAAUGCGACAACAUCUUUAUCACCGGUCCCACUGGCUCUGUUAAGAUCGGUGAUCUCGGCUUGGCCACCCUCAAGCGUUCCUCAUUCGCUAAGAGUGUCAUAGGUACCCCAGAGUUCAUGGCGCCUGAGAUGUACGAGGAAAAGUACGAUGAGUCCGUGGAUGUGUACGCCUUCGGAAUGUGCAUGCUAGAGAUGGCUACCUCUGAGUACCCGUACUCUGAGUGUCAGAACCCCGCUCAAAUCUAUCGUCGAGUCACCAGUGGAGUUAAACCUGGCAGUUUCGACAAGGUAGCCAUUCCAGAGGUGAAAGAGAUCAUAGAAGGAUGUAUUCGCCAAUACAAAGAUGAAAGAUACGCCAUCAAGGACCUUCUGAACCAUGCAUUCUUCCAGGAGGAGACUGGGGUGCGAGUGGAGUUGGCUGAAGAAGACGAUGGGGAAAUGAUCGCCAUCAAGUUGUGGUUGCGCAUUGAAGACGUCAAGAAACUGAAAGGCAAAUACAAAGACAACGAAGCCAUUGAGUUCUCCUUUGACCUCAGCAGGGAUGUUCCAGAAGAUGUGGCUCAGGAAAUGGUUGAGUCAGGCUAUGUUUGCGAGGGCGACCACAAAACCAUGGCCAAGGCCAUCAGGGACCGUGUGGCCCUGAUCUGCCGCAAGCGCGAACAACGACAGCAGGUGCGAGCCGAGCAAGAGAAACGCAAGCAAGAGGAAGAACAGAAGCAGCUGUCCAGCGAGUCUUUGAAAAACGUGUCCGGUUCUACAGGAACCCAAGGUUCUGUGCAGAGUCAUUGCGGAUCCCAGCCUCUCACACCUGGCCUCGUCCAACCUGAAUGCGAGGACCACGAGGCAGAGCAGCAGCUUCAGUACCCUCAAGCAGCUGACGGGACUUUUGACAGUGGUCAGGGUUCUUCUGUGUUCUCAGAACCUCACCUCAGCCAGCUCAACAUGUCUUAUAGCUCACCCGCAACGUCACAACCGCAGCAGGUUCCUGGACAGGGUGCAUACCCUCCCACCUCUCAGGCUCCCCAACAGCACACCGCAUAUCCCCAGCAGCCCAUGCCGCAGUCAGUGAGUCAGCCGUACGGUGGAGGAGGCUCAGGUCUGGUCGAGCCCCCACUGUUUUUCCCUACCAUCCCGGAGCGGCCUGUCUCUUUCUCACCCCCUCCAUCUUGCCCGCCUAAAGGUUUCAACGUGCAGCGGCGCAAGAGCACCUCAAUCCUUGAGGCCCACACGCAUCACUUCCAGCCCGCCUACCACCGCAGCUACGGCAGUAGUCUGCACCCGUUCUCCGGCGUGGAUGCCAUGGGACCCGGCGUCGAGCCCUCCUUGUUCAUGAUGCAAGGAAUAGCCACUCAAAGAUUGGCCGAACCACUGCAUCUGCAGCCUCCGACGGAUUCUCUAUACGGAUACAAAGAUGUGAGGGCAGAGCAUGAGGAGGCAGUCCGUAGGCUGAGCCUCAACCAGGCUGCAUUAAUGGACCAUCUUGAAGCGAUGGCCUAUGCCGGCUACCCUAUGACACCACAUCAGUUAAGCCACAUCAGUUUCCAUCAGCAGAUGCAUGCUGCCGCUGCUGCCAGCUUGGCUUAUGAGGCACUACCACAGCCUGGGCCAACUUACCUGCACCCUCAUGUCCAGAGCCACAUGCGCUUGACCCAUAGUCCCAUUCCUCAGAUUCCUCCAAUGAGUGUGCCUAGUUCCGCCCCUGUGGCACAGCCAACAGUGGCAGCUUCGGAAUCGGUCUACCAGUCCCACUUGUUUCCCCAUUCUGCACCACCUGUCUUAGCCCAAACUGCCGAGCCCUGCCCUGCCUUUGAAAUCCAUAUGCACACCCUCCAAGCAGACCCAGCCAUGCUGGCGUCCAGACUUUACAGAGCCCGCCGUGGCUCCAUGGACCUUAACUUGGAGGAAGUGGCCUGUAACCCAGGCAUAUGCAGUCGAUUGCAGCCUGUCACAGAAGAACUGUACAGCUAUGUAAGCCCAGAGCUGCCCCUUCCCCCAGGUAGCUUGCUUCUCCAUGGACAUAAAGACCACAGUCCUGAACCUUCAAGUGACUCAAUGACCUCUUCCGAUGCUGGGGAUUUCCAUUCACCUCCCCCUCAUCAAUUGUACCAACCUCUGGACUGUUCAGCUGCUCAAUCCAUUCCACAAACUUCUUAUUACAAAGCUGUCGGAGGGAGCAACGUCAGUGACGGACAUCCACCCAGUCAGCCAAUGUUUCUGUUUGUUCCACCUUCCGAAACGACCUGCGUUCCGUCCUCUCACAUCAGCACUCUGCACAGUAACUGGGCCCGGCAAACAACCCUUCAGCCAGACCUCACAUACCACGAGCCUGCCCUGUCCCAUCAGGGCACUGCCUUGCAGGUGCAGGUCCCUAUUCCCCAGUCCACAAGUGCCGGAUCCCUGAUUUCCUGUAGCACGCCAUCGGCCGUCCCUGCUCCUCAGCAGUAUGGAGGUUACUACGUCCAAGCACUCCCUUCGCAGGCUGCUGUUCCGCAGCAGGUCUCUCUGGCGCCCACAUUCCAGCCUGGUGUCUCAAUAGCCCAACAGCAAACUCCCCAACAGUCUACCAGCACCAUGGUUCAGACCACCUCCCAGACGCAUGUCCAGCCCGGGCCGCAGCCCACACAGACAUCUCACACCAUCUCCCAUACUUUGACAACAGAGCUGUCACAACUUCAAACUCCGGCACUGGAGAGCUGUCACUCUGAUGUGGCGUCUGGGCUCAGUGAUGGCAAUGAGGGCAUAACGGGUGGCAGGCAUGAGGGCCGUUCUGCCAAACGGCAUCAGCGAAGAUCAGUGCGCAGCCAUUCACGCCAUGAAAAGACCUCUAAAGCCAAGCUCAACGUUCUCAAUAUCUCCAGCAUGGGCGAUAGAGUUGCGGAGUGUCAGUUAGAAACGCACAACAGGAAAAUGGUGACUUUCAAGUUUGAUCUCGAUGGAGAUAACCCAGAGGAAAUUGCACAGAUAAUGGUUCAGAGUGAAUUCAUUCUAGAGAGCGAGCGCGAGUCCUUCAUUGAACAGAUCCGAGAGGUUAUAGAAACAGCAGAUGAGAAAGGUGUGGAAAGAGAGCGCAGCCAGACGGUCACCAAUCAAGAGCAAUAUAUACCUACCACAUCUACACCUCUUGAGCAAGGUAUCCCACCUAGUUCAGCUGCCCAGGUGGUCCACUCAGCAGGCCGCAGGUUUAUCGUGAGUCCAGUUCCCGAGUCCAGACUGAAGGAUCAGUUCUUCAGUUCGCCCCAGCCUGCAGUUCACCUUCGAGAAGAGCCUUCAUCCUCAGCUUCAGUCGCACCACCUGCCCUGGGGCUCUCUGUGUCUGCGUCUGCAGUCAGUCUGCAGCAGGCAUUCUCCGAGAUGCGUCAAGGCCGGUUUGAACCUGGUCCCAGCACUGCGCCACCUAUGCUUCAUGCCACUAUGCCUCCACUAUUACCUGCUGCAACACCCUUGCCCACCAGUGCAGCCCCAGUGGCCUCACCCUCAAUAGCAUCAGUGUCUUCUGAAGUAAUUUCUUCACCAUCUUUACCUUCCGUCUCAGUCAACCCACAAGGGUCAUCUUCUCCUACCCUUCAGCAGUUGCCUGCCUCUGCUGUGGCAUCCCCUGCGACACAUCCACAGCCAGGCACCCAGCUCCCUUUGCCUCCAAGUCAAGUUGUACCUGCCGUCAUCAGUGUUAUUUCCUCCCCCUCCUCUCUGCCUGUGCCAGUUGUGCCCAACACCAUCCCCUCCUCUACAUCAUUCCUCCAAACAUCAGUCCCUAUGCCUGCACCCAUUAGCACAGCUGUACCUACUGCCCCCACCCCCCUCGCUCACCCUGUGGCUCCUGUGAAUAUUGUGGGCUCUGUUUCCGGAGGCAGUGGUGAACAGCCGCCCACUCCCUCCACCACAGCUCAGCUCACGCCGGCAGUGAUCCCUACCACAGCCAUUCAGACGCCACAACUCGCACCAUCCACCAUCGCCACUACGGUUAUUCCCAUAACAGUUGCCCAGCCACAAGUGCCCACCCUCCAACCGGUCACCACCAACAUACCAGUUGUGCAGCCCACGCCUGUGCACAGCCAACUUCAGAUCGCCACUGUGCCCAACCAGAGCCACGCGCAUUGUGUGGAAUGCGACAACGACCCGCAGGGAAAAUGUGUCGAUGACAUCCAAGCUCUGGAUAAGAAGCUGCGCUCUCUCUUUAUGGACCUAGGCUCUGGUCCUCCCUCUGCCCAAACAGAUGCCACAGACCCCAUGACUACCCCAGGUGUCCCUGGGAGCUCCUCACCAACUAACUGCACCACCCCUUGUGGCACCCCUCUCCCUCCAUCUAGUUUACCCUUGAACACCUCCGGCCAGCCCACGGGUUCCCCGAUGACUACCAUGGGUAAUCCCUCCACCCCUGUGGGCUACGGUCAGACAACCCCAUCCAAAGCUCCUUUAUCAAGAUUACCGGUGUUGCCUGUCGGCCCAGAUCAGGCUGGCACGCCGCCCACAGAGCACCUACCACCCUUCCCAGGACCUUGUUUAACUCAGUCCCAGCAGCCACUGGAAGAUUUAGAUGCCCAACUGAGAAGGGCACUGAGUCCAGAGACCGUCCUAAUCAACAGUGUCACACACCAGUCCUCUUUCACCGGUAUGCCACCUGGAGGACAGCCAGUUCCAUUUUCUCUAGAUGGAGAUCCUGCACCUGUACCUGCGGUUGGAGGCUACAAACUGGGACGAUUCCAGGUGUCAGUAGCUCCUGAUGAGUGUGCCCAGCAGGAUCCCCCCAGCUCCCAGAACUCAUCUUCCUCCACCACCACCACCUCCUCAUCGUCCUCCACCACUUUCUCCAGCCCUGAAAACACGUUGCACAGAACCUCCUCUCCACUCAGAAACACAACAGCAGAUGUGGUCGACGGCCUCACCGCUCUCCCCAGACAGACUACCGCCUCCCCCCAGCACACCACCAUCGGCCGUUUCCAGGUCACUACCAAGACGGACACCAAGGUGGGGCGUUUCUCUGUGAGUAGCGCCCAGGACGAGGCUCCUCUUGCUAGCCUGCAACCCCCAGAACCCCAGCCAUUACUUCAAGCCCAUCCAGCCAUGGGAAACGGUCCAGCCCAGAGUCCUGGCAGCCUCAACAACUCCGUCAGCUCCUACUUAAGCAGUGACAAUGACUCUGAAUUUGAAGACGAAGACUUCAAAAGAGAAGUCAGCAAGCUGAGAGAAAAACACAUGAUGGAGAGUCAGGCCUUGUACAGCCGACAAAAGGCAGAGAUCGACGCCCUUUUCACCCGCUUAGGCAAAGUUCCACCUGCUAUGGUCAACCCGCCUGUAGUGAACUCAGCUGGUCGCAGACGACGUCCCACCAAGAGUAAAAGCAGCAAAUCCAGCCGUGGCAGUUCCCAGAGCAGCAAGAGUCCCAUACAGCCAGCAGCCAGCACUUUAUCAGCGCAGAGCGCUCCCUCCGUGUACCCGUCCCAGCAGGGGUUCCUGGCCCCUGGGGGGAUGAUAGAUGGAGGGAGCAGCCCUCUGCUUCAGUCCUUCAAGCCCUCUAAUGAGAACAUCUGCUCUGCUUACACCAGUGACGCCACGCUCUCUGCGCCCAGUCUGUGUGUCACCUCGCAAGGCUGUGUAAAGUUCAGCUGUGGGUCGGAGAGAGUGACCUUCAAACCAGGUGGCAGAAGGACGCGUUUUCUGAGUACGCCCUGCUUGGCUCUUUGGAAGAUGGUGAAAAAAGUGUGCCCCUGCAACCAACUCUGUAGGACGAGCAGUACCAACACAGUGGCGGGAAGCAGUCUGAAUCAAAUCCAGCCGCCUGUCUCUCAGUCUCAGAGCUGCAAGGGCAUGUUCACAGACGAACUGCACAAGCUGGUGGACAACUGGGCCAGGGACGCCAUGAACCUGUCCCAGGGCAAGAGAGGCUCCAAACAGCAACAACAAGUUCCUGCUCAGAGCCACAGCUAUGAUAUGGUCCCUCCUGCCAACAUGGGUCGUAAAUACUCUGCUCCAGGCCAGCUGUGCCCGAGCAUUGCUUCUACCCUAAGCAGCCACCCGCCUAUGCCCAACACUCCCGCUACCUCUUUGGGGGCCCGGAAGGGUUCCUUGUGCCCCACGCCGCAGUAUGGCUACCCCUCCGCACCUUACAGCGCCCAGUGGGCUGGCUCAGCCGCACACACCCAGGCCGGCCUGCUGGCCACCUCACAACCCCUGGGACAGUUUCCACAGGUGCCCACCCCCAUACAGACCUUCCACAUCAGCACUUUGCAAAAGUCAGUUAGCCACCCUGGUGGACCCAACCUGAAGACCACGUAGGGCAGGUCAUAGCCACGCCAGGCCAAAAUAACUCUUGAUUGGGGGUGGGGACAGUCACAGAGAGAGGCAUGGGCUCCAGACUAACAGGAAGUGGCUUUGGCGUAGGCUUGGGCAAGUGUGAUUGCAGUGCAGUCUUUUCCAAAUGUUGGCACAAGAGAUUCAGUCACAAGUAUUCUUUUGGAUGAUUGAGGGAUUGAAUAGGAUAGAGCCAAGAACAAAUACACAAAGGAAGAAGACGCAAGAAUGCACAUCAAACCUGCAGAAUAUGCCAUGGAGUGAAUUCACAACGAUGCAAGGGACAAGAGAAGACUCAUCUAAAACAACGCACACAAGAGUGCAAUUUUAAGUGGCCAAAGAAGGUUGUGACAAUUUGUAUUGUUUAAAAGGUGUGUAGUGAUGGCAUCCUUCACCACUUAGCCCCAAACGUGUUACUCUGGAGUAGAGUUGAAGGCGUUUCGAGUUCACCAGUAUACAGGGGUUUGCUGACGUAAGACGGAAUUUUCAUCACCUCCACCCUCCCCGGCCUUUAUAUCCUCCUGAUAAAUGUACACUCACUGACUGGCCUCUAACUGGACCAGAUCAGCAAACAGAGGCCGAUUUGGAGCUGUGCGGAUGUCGGUGACUGGUAGAGAGAUGAACCUAGUGUUCUUGUUCCCCUCUCGCCCCAAAAGCCUCUGCUACAAUGCCAUGGAAUAAUGCAAUAAAUACAACAUUAGAAAAAAGCCCAUUUUAAAACCCAAAAAGUGGCCUUCAUUCGAUUAAAAACAAAUAUCCGUGUACAGAUUGUCCUUUGUUUUUAAAUUGGGUUAUGAGGGUUAUGAUUCCAUACGUUUGAUUGUUUUGUUGGUUCGUUUAGUCCCUAUGCCCUUCAAGCCGGCCUUGUGUAGCAGAAUGUUAGGGAGAGUUUUAUUUUUUUAUUUUUUUUCUGUUCAGAGGCCUUUCAGCUGCCCCCAAUGGUUGUACUGCAAAGCUCUACUAGAGCUCCCAGCAUGACUUUGCAGCAAACUCGCAUGCAUGCCAUCCUCUCUCGCUUCUCACAUUGGGCCUCACUGUCAAGGUGACGUGUAAUAUAGUUGAAAAAAAUCAGAUCUAUUUCAUUGGAGGGGGAUGUCACCAUAGUGGUCACCUUUCAGGCUGACUUUAUUUGCUAUUGGAUUGGAUUGGUCCCCCUCACGCCCUGGGGGCCCGUGAAGCUUUAAAUCUAAUGUAACAGCGUUUUUGAAUCAUGGCAGCAUUAGGGGCCUCUUACGAUAGUUUGAUUGAGACAUUCAAAUAAGAGAAGUUGUGUUCUGUAUGGACCUGUAUUUACUCAUCAGUUUUUGAUGUUGAAACACUGUGAUUAUUAUAAAUGUUGUUGGACAACAUUAGUUUAAAUGAAAUGUAGAAAUAAAAGCGUGAAUAUCAGAGGGUUAUAUUAGCGUUCUUGAGAUGUAAGGCUAGCUAUUUCAUAAUUCACAACUUAUUGGAGACACUUUAAUCUUUUAUUUUUCCCCCUUUGUACUUUAUAUUAUAUUCAUAAAUGUGAAUGUAAAAUGGUUGAAAUUAAUGUACUUGAAGAAACUUCCCUCUGUCCCCACACCCAGUGAGCUUUCUGAAGAUUCUAGUGCCUUGCAUUCAUUUAGUUUUUUUGCUUUUUGCUUUGGGGUUUGAUAUAUAAGGCAGCAGAGAGUGUCAAGCGUUGCGCUUGGCUGCAGUGCUCGUCUUUGGACUUCACGGAGGGUGAUUUUUGGUAUUUUACGGGAAUGAGGUAAUGUUUUGGGUGCCAUUUUGACUCUGUAAGGACUGAAAACAUUUGAUGACAAAGUCCUAAUCUUUGGGCAGUGUGUGAGAACAAGUUGUGCAGAGUUUUGAAGCUUGGGCUGUCUUUGACUUGCAAAAUGUAAGGGGUUUCUUUUUAAAGGCUUGGUGUCUGUGAAAGUGCUCGAGGGUUGGGUUUUAGAUACUUUGUUCAAACAAACUUAGUAUGCAAGCAAGCACAAGUGUGCCUAAUGUAGCACACUCUUCCAUAGCAAAGAUUAAUCAUUUGAACACCGGUUUUGACAAAAUCACAUUGUCUUUGUUGUUUGGGUGGAUUUUAAAAGGGAUAGUUCACCCAAAAAUUACAAUUAUGUCAUUUACUCACCGUCAUGUUGUUGGGUGAACUAUCUCUUUUAAUGCCACAACCAGUUCUUGUAAAGUGAGGGACCAGCUUGGAUAGGGAUGCGGGACAAGGAAAGUUGACGUGAGACAGUAUGUUGUAAGUAUUUCAAAAUAUUCUAUAGCUUGGGUGUUUUUGCAUUAUAUGCUAAAGUGGUUGACACCAUCCAUUGUCAAACCCUCUCUAGUGUGUUUAGAGUGGCACAUUUGGUUUCAAAGCGUGUUUGACCAGUAAACUCAAUUAAGUCUGUAACAGGAAGUUAGGAAGCACAGUAAUAAAUCCAGAAAAGUGAAAAAAAGGAAGUUAGCAACCCUCACCAAAACAAGAAGUCUACAGCAUUUAAAGAGCUGCUCAAGUCUAAUGCUUGCAGUUUUUCAUCCAUCCCUUUGCUUUGAACUCACACUGCCCAGACAAGUUCUCAUGUUAAUGUGCUGGCAAUGGCCUUUUGGUUUUAUGGCAGAUCAGUAGCUUCUUAUGGGGGAUCUUUCUCUAUUGUAGCAGUCUCUCAACAUUUAGUCAAGAGCUGGUCAGAUCACUCUUGUAAAUGCUUUAGUUUAUUCCGAGUAGUAGUAACUGUGCACAGACCUGCAACAUAAGACGAUGUUUUAGAUGUUUUAGUUUCUCUGUCAUAUUCAGCUGCACAUUCGACUGCAAAUUAAUAGAGAACGGUCCUAUAAUUCACUAGUAAAAACUGUACAGAUCCUUAAGAGCAUUUUAUUUGCUGGAUACACUAAUGUAAUGCAGUGAACGUAGUGGAGAUACACAUCACCUUAACUACUGAAAACGGCUUAAUUACAACUUGUUACAUAAUGCUUAGUGUAUUGUCUGAGUGAAAUGUCUGGUACCGGAAAACUUCACUUUAGGUCAACUGUACAGUAUAGAUUCGCAACUGUUUCCACCAGCCGCAAGUGACUGUGUUGCACCUCUGUAUUUAAAUAACGGUUGCUUCUCUUUUGCUUUGCACACAACGCUUUACCUGUAGACUGCUCGGUUUUUACCCAGUCUAUGCACCAUUGCAUUGUUGGGUUUGUUUAAACUUUGCCUUUAUCAAAGAGGUCCCACCUACCAAUGAAAUCUGUUUAAUACUACCUUCUGAGUGCCAUGCCCCCAUUCCAAAUACAACACAAGUGUUAAAUUUGCUCUCCUUUACUGUAGAGGGCACUAAGGUAACUGCAGUGCAGAACGCACAAUGUUAAUAAAGAUUCAUUAAUGUGACAAGUUUCCCGUUUAUGAAAAUGACAUAUUCCUGAACUCUGAUGUAAAUUAUACAAUAGAAUUGAACACUUUUUUUUCUUUGCAUGAUAGUUUGGUUACAUGUUAUGCAACCACAAGCUGCAGAAAAUGCUCUGAAAUCCUCUCAGAAGUGUCUUACUGAAUGAAACCCUCAUUCGUUUUACUUUCUAGUCGCUCUCCUGUGGAAAGAAAUACAACAGAACAAUGUUUACUUAAUGCUACUGACCUGUCAUUAAGUUAUUUUGUUUUGUACUGCUACUUCAUUCAGUGUUUUUCUGUAUGAUAGUUAACACUGUACAAAAUGUUAAAAAAAAUGAAUAAAAAAAUUACGUAAAAUGAAAACCAAACAAAAACAUGUAGGGAAUCAUCUGCAAAGUUUAGCUGUAUGUUUUGCACUAAGUAUAGGAUGUUCAAGCUUCAUAUAAAACUGUGCUUUGCGCUCCAAUAAAACAGCAUUUGUUACCUUAUUUGUAAACUUAAUAAAAGUCAUGUAAAUAAAUCAA
This is a messenger RNA of Myxocyprinus asiaticus (Chinese sucker), 12241 nucleotides long. Its product is annotated as serine/threonine-protein kinase WNK1-like. The record is from RefSeq and is a predicted model, not a curated record. The transcript has 31 exons. The coding region runs from base 1064 to 8368 and encodes 2434 amino acids. Lineage: Eukaryota; Metazoa; Chordata; Actinopteri; Cypriniformes; Catostomidae. Gene Ontology annotation, biological process: negative regulation of sodium ion transport; positive regulation of potassium ion import across plasma membrane; positive regulation of sodium ion transmembrane transporter activity. Gene Ontology annotation, molecular function: ATP binding; potassium channel inhibitor activity; chloride channel inhibitor activity. Gene Ontology annotation, cellular component: cytoplasm; cytosol.